UGAGAAACUCUGAGGAGGAACUUUCCACACACAAAUCUCGACUGAAGCGAAAGAAAGUGUGACGAGCUGCGCAUUCACCUCUGUGGGGAUUAUGGCUCUAGUGCAGUGACACACUGCAGAACCAGGAGGCUAUUUGAGGACAAACCAUUCUGCAUUGGCUUUUUAUUAACCUCAGGGAGCAUAGGACUGUCCCUGCAUGUGUUACCGCAGCUAUGGGCACCGUGAGUGAGCUAUGUGUGUCCAGCCUUCAGACCUUCUUGUGCCCAGUCAAUUCUGGUCAACCACCUGCAGUGCCGGACGACCUCACCCCAGAGGAACAGCAGGAGUUGGAGAAUAUCCGGCGGCGCAAACAGGAGCUGCUGGAAGACAUUCAAAGGCUAAAGGAUGAGAUAGCAGAAGUCACAUGUGAGAUCGAGAACCUGGGCUCCACAGAGGAGAGGAAAAAUAUGCAGAGGAAUAAACAAGUGGCCAUGGGCCGAAAGAAAUUCAACAUGGACCCCAAAAAGGGGAUCCAGUUCCUCAUCGAGAAUGACCUAUUGAAAAACACAAGUGACGAUAUUGCUCAGUUCCUCUACAAAGGCGAAGGUCUUAACAAAACAGCCAUUGGAGAUUACCUUGGAGAGAGAGAUGACUUCAAUAUAGAGGUGCUCCAUGCCUUUGUAGAACUUCACGAAUUCACAGACCUCAACCUUGUUCAGGCUUUAAGACAGUUCCUUUGGAGUUUUCGGCUUCCUGGAGAAGCUCAGAAAAUCGACCGUAUGAUGGAGGCCUUUGCACAGCGCUAUUGCCAAUGCAACCCUGGAGUUUUUCAGUCCACAGAUACCUGUUACAUCCUGUCAUUUGCCAUCAUUAUGCUGAACACCAGUCUACAUAACCCCAAUGUGAAAGACAAACCAACCGUAGAGCGAUUCAUCUCAAUGAACCGAGGCAUCAACGAUGGGGGAGACCUGCCGGAGGACCUGCUGCGGAAUCUGUAUGACAGCAUAAAGAACGAGCCUUUUAAAAUCCCUGAAGACGAUGGGAAUGACCUCACUCACACUUUCUUUAAUCCUGACAGAGAGGGUUGGCUACUCAAACUGGGGGGGCGUGUAAAAACCUGGAAGAGGCGAUGGUUUAUCCUCACAGACAAUUGCCUCUACUACUUUGAGUACACAACUGACAAAGAGCCAAGAGGAAUCAUCCCACUAGAAAACCUAAGCAUCAGGGAGGUUGAGGACAAGAAGCCUAACUGUUUUGAGCUUUUCAUUCCCGACAAUAAGGACCAGGUGAUAAAAGCUUGUAAGACGGAGGCAGAUGGCCGUGUUGUCGAGGGCAACCACACCUUCUACCGAAUCUCUGCUCCAACUACAGAGGAAAAGGAUGAAUGGAUAAACAGUAUCAAAGCAGCCAUCAGCAGAGACCCUUUCUAUGAGAUGCUUGCAGCCAGAAAGAAGAAAGUCUCAUCCAUGAAGAGGCACUAGAGCUGCUGUUCUCUCAAAUCGUUGCACUUGACAGAGCACAGGCCACACCUGCCCCUGACCUCUGACCUCUCCAGGAUCUUUCUCUUGGACUCAGACUGAAUCUGCCCUGGGACUGUGCCGGCUGGGAGCAGAAGCAUGCUGCUGUGUGUAGAUAAGAGUCUGGACUGAAGCCUCCUAUGGGCAUGUCUCUAUCUAAUGGCUUUGCGUGUGCUCUGAGUCUGAGGGGAUUCAAAACCCUUCUUUAAACAAACAUGCCCUGUACACCUGGUUUAAUCUCAGCAGGUCUGACCAGUUGUAUGCCAAACCAAAAUAUUUGUGUAUCGGAAAUUUCUAAUGUUCUUUAAUAUUUUAAAAUAUGGCUAUUUUUACAGCUUUUAUGUCGACUCCAGUCAUUCAUGUAUUCUUUUAUUGUUUUAUUUUAAAAGCAAAACUGUUAAGUGGCUGUGUGUCCAAUGGAUUUUUAUAUAAAGAUUGAAAACAAAAACAGCUCUGUUAACAUGUUGCCACUCGGGAGAUUGUUCCAGAAACGUCUUAUAGCAUACUUUGACGCAUAUCCUUCUCCUGAGGAAUGAAAGGCCAGUCUGUUCCCCAAACUGAGGUGCUAUUGUGGGCUGGACUGCUCAGUGUGGGACAUCCUGCUCUAGGUGAAGUGCCAGCUGUCAGAACAGGGGCUGCAACUAAAUUUGCAAAACUGUGCCUCAUCUAAUCCUAGUACAGCCCACAGAGGAGAGGGAUAUGGGCCUCUCUCUCCUCUGUGGGUGGGACGUAAAGCAGAGGAAUUUAAGAGUUACUGUUUUGAGGAAGCAGGUUUUUCAUAAUAGUUGUGCCCAGUGUUGCAGAAUAGGAAUCUAAUUUCAAUUCUCAUUUCAUGUACUGAAGAUGCUUCCUGGGAAUUGUAAUCAGGCUAUGUGUUUUAGUUAACCUUUGCCAUCUCAAAUAUCUACUUUCUAAAAUGCCUAUCUUCCUAACCUAAAUGUACUUUUUUCUGGCUAUAUAGUGCCUGGUGCUCUAGGUUAAAUAUGAAAAUGCUGCUGGUUAGCGAGAGUAAUUCCCUUUUCUUAUCAUGUCAUUGCUUUGUUAUUUUGGUCAAGCAGUACCAGACUGUUUUCUGGUAAUUUAAACCAAUUCAUUUUAUGUUGGUAAAUCGUUGUACCAUGUUGUUGCAAUAUUGCUCAUAUAGGCUAUUGUACUGAAAACUUAAUAGUUAAAAUGUUUUUGUAAUUGCAUAUAGUGGUGCACAUGAAAGCUUUAGAGGAUCAGGGUGUCUCACAGGAUCAAACCAGACUUACCGGUAAUGUGCUGUCAAGAAUGUAAUGUCCCAAAGACGCGGGGCAGUGCAUGUCACACACUGCUUAAAAACAAAGCUUUGUCAAAGUUUUGCCAAAUUUAUUCAAAGUAAAUUUAUCACUGCAUUCUGAUUUGACUGGAUACAUUUUUUUUUCUACUUUUUGUGCCUGCUGAUCAUUAACCUGUCAUCUUUUAUUUAAACUGCUCCCUCCAGUGAUAUAGUAAUACAGAGAUAAUGCAAAACAAUCAUAAAUCUAGACAGUAUUGGAUUUAUUUAUCAGCAUUGUACAUACUUAAAUGUAUAUUGGGCAAAUGUCUUAAGUUGUGUAAUUGCAUUCUUUUCAUUGUACCAUUUCUGUUGCUACUGUCUGUUUUGAGUUAAGAAUUCUGUCAUUGUCAUUUAGUC
Messenger RNA from Periophthalmus magnuspinnatus, 3153 nucleotides. RefSeq names its product cytohesin 1a (gene cyth1a). NCBI's taxonomy places the organism in Eukaryota, Metazoa, Chordata, Actinopteri, Gobiiformes, Gobiidae. Bases 213 to 1460 code for a protein of 415 amino acids. The transcript has 13 exons. Gene Ontology annotation, molecular function: guanyl-nucleotide exchange factor activity. Gene Ontology annotation, biological process: regulation of ARF protein signal transduction. The record is from RefSeq and is a predicted model, not a curated record.